Messenger RNA from Musa acuminata AAA Group (dessert banana), 849 nucleotides. RefSeq names its product photosystem II reaction center proteins PsbY, chloroplastic-like. The transcript has a single exon. The record is from RefSeq and is a predicted model, not a curated record. The coding region runs from base 138 to 746 and encodes 202 amino acids. Gene Ontology annotation, cellular component: photosystem II; membrane; chloroplast thylakoid. Gene Ontology annotation, molecular function: manganese ion binding. Gene Ontology annotation, biological process: cell redox homeostasis; photosynthesis. NCBI's taxonomy places the organism in Eukaryota, Viridiplantae, Streptophyta, Magnoliopsida, Zingiberales, Musaceae.
CCUAUUCGCUGUCAGACGUCUGUCUUCCCUGCACACAUACUCGAUUCUUCUCUCCAAGAAACGCCACAUCUUCUCGGCAUUCCUCACUCUCCCUUCGCACAGCAACCAACUCCUCCAACCAGAAGAAUCCUUCCUCCAUGGCGACCAUGGCAGCCAUGGCCAUCCUCACUGCCAGAUGCCCUGCUCCAAACCUUCUCACCUCCUCAAAGGCAACCCUAACCAAACCAGUCUCUCUCCUCACCCUCCAAAACCUCCCCAAAGGACUUGCAGCAGCAGCAGCUUCCAAGACAACCAUCACCACCAUCCCUUCUUCCCUGAGCGACAGCGCCAUCGCCGGCACCAUCUUCGCCAGCCUGAUCAGCUCCGACGCGGCGUCUGCGGCUCAGCAGAUCGCCGACGUGGCUGAAGGCGACAACCGCGGCCUCGCGCUUCUCCUCCCCAUCGUCCCGGCCGUCCUCUGGGUCCUCUACAACAUCCUCCAGCCUGCACUCAACCAGCUCAACAGGAUGAGGACCGAGAAGGCAGUGGUCGUCAGUCUGGGGCUCGGCGGCGGGUUGGCGGCCGCUGGGUUCAUGUCGACGCCGGGCGCGUCGGCGGCCGAGAUCAUGGCGGUGGCCGACGCCUCCUCCUCGGGUGACAACAGGGGGCUGCUUCUGUUGUUCGUCGUAGCUCCGGCCAUUCUUUGGGUCCUGUACAACAUUCUGCAGCCGGCGUUGAACCAGCUCAACAGGAUGAGGUCCGGGUGAUCAUGAAUUGUCUCAGCGUCGAAAGAUUCAAUCUAAUAGCUAUGCAAAUUUUGUGUCACAUCCUGCAAAAAAUAAAAAUAAAAGAAGUCGUAUCAUAUUAUAA